GGCGGUCUAGUGUCAGCAAGUGUGGCCCUUUAAACAUCGCUUAAAAACAGACAGUAGGAAGUCUUCAUAUUACGGACUUCAGGUGUUUAAAAAAUGGCCUCUCUGCAAACCUGUCUGCAGCCUGACAACAACCGCCAUCGUCUGCAAAUCGUUUUCUGCCAAAGACUUUGAGUGGCUCCAGGCUCGCACCUUGCUAGCUAGCGUUAACGCAGCUGUCUGAAACCAAAGCUAAUCGGAUAUCUAACGUUAGCUGUAGUAGCGGGUCGCUCUGCCAUAUGAUAUUGACGCACAUUGAACGGGGACAGACCUCUACAGACAGCGACUGGAUCAACAAAAAUAACCCCGUAACAGUGAAAUGGACAAAGAAGAAGCAGACAGGCUGAUAGAGAAGGCGAAGCUGUGUUUGCGGUCCGGACGGAAAGAUCGGGCGCUACAGCUGCUGUAUGAAGCCCAGAAUAUUUACCCCAGCACCCGGGCCAGAGUGCUGAUAGAUGCCAUAGUAAGGAACGGAGGUACUGCUGCUCCAGAGGCAAACCACGUUCCCCCGCCGACAGGCUGGAGAGAUGAGGAUAUUGGAAAGAGUGAAACAAGUAACGAAAGUGGUACUGAGAAGAAGAGUUACACUGAAGAGCAACGACAGGGUGUUCUCAGGAUAAAAAAUUGCAAGGACUUUUAUGAAAUCCUUGGUGUUCCCAAAAAUGCCAGCGAUGAAGAUUUGAAGAAGGCGUACAGGAAGUUGGCCCUCAAGUUUCACCCUGACAAGAACUUUGCUCCAGGAGCAACAGAUGCUUUCAAAGCAAUAGGCAAUGCAUAUGCAGUGCUGAGCAAUCCAGAGAAGAGGCAACAGUAUGAUCAGUAUGGAGAUCAAUCUGCAGCUUCAAACGCACCCCAACACUUCAGCCACAGUCGCUCUGGACGCUACCGAAGCUUCCACAGAGACUUUGAGGCUGACAUUUCCCCUGAGGAACUCUUCAACAUUUUCUUUGGAGGAAGGUUUCCUACAGGAAAUAUCCAUGUAUACACCAACCAGGGAGCCUCCUACUCUCAGUUCUAUCAACCUCGUCGUCGACGUACUUAUGAGAGGCGCGAGGAGGUGGUGGAAGAAAACCAGAGUCAGAACACCUUCACAGCGUUCCUGCAGCUUCUGCCCGUGUUGGUGCUCAUCCUCAUAUCGGUGUUUACUCAGAUGAUGGCCACUAACCCGCCGUACAGUCUCUUCUAUAAGCCAGCCAUGGGGCUGGUGGUGUCCAGGGAAACGCAGCACAUGGGUGUACCAUACUAUGUGGAUAAAAGUUUUGAGAAGGAGUACCGCGGAGCUGCACUGGAUGAGCUAGAGAAAACCAUUGAGAGUGACUAUAUUGAACACCUGCAGAACAGCUGCUGGAAAGAGAAACAGCAAAAAUCAGACUUGGCAAACCUCGGACAACUGUACCGAGAUGAACGAUUAAAGCAGAAGGCAGAGUCGAUGAGACUGGACAGCUGUGAGAAACUGCAUCGACUGGUCGGCCGUCAGAGAGGCAAAUGAAGACUGUUUGAGAAGAGAGAACAGUUUCUUUACAGACUUUACAAUUAACACAUCUAAUUCAAUGGUCUAAUUUAUUCAAUCUGGCCACUUUUGCAAAGAAAUCUCUUUUAGGUACAGCGCAGUCAGUGGGAGAUUAUGCCACUGGAAACAAUGUGCCUUCUCUCCUCUUUGAUGGUAGAAAAUAAGAGUUGCAUGUUUUCGCUGCCAACUCUGGCUGUCGAGGUCACAGCAUCAAGUGCAAACUCACUGUGGCAGUGUUUAUGAUGUCUUGGAGCCUUUAAACUUUCUUAUAGAAAUGGCAUGAUGUUCGGGGUCUCCCUUUGGGGUUAUGAAGGCAUAUGUAUGUUCACACAUACACGUUUAGGUUUUGUAGUUUACCUGUAUUUAUUUUCAUGAAUGUUUUCAUGUCCUCACUGGAAUUUUAGGUGUAUUUAUUUAAUAGUUAGUAAUAGAUUGAAUGUUACUUGAGCAUCUUGAGCUCUUCUUUUUCUCUGUAGGAACAGUGACUGAAAUAAUACUGAAGUCUUUGGACAAAUCUGUGAUUUUGCGUACUGUGCAAUGACAGAAGAUAUUUUUACUUAUUAUUGAACAAUAGACAAAUCAGAUUAGACAGAACUAUAACAUCUAUACUGUGGUUAAUCUGGCAAGUUGACCUCUGACACUGUAGCAGUAGGAGGCGCAGUACAGUCAAAUGAAACAAAAUGUGACCACAUUUUUCUGAUUAAUGUGCUUAGUAUAAAAAGGUUGUACUUGCCAUAAAAAUGAGCUGAUUCCUACUGUACAGCUUCCCACUCUCUGCACUACUUCCUCUUUUAAGCCUCUUCAAUUUAGGAACAAGCAUUUUAGCUGCAGGUAUAUGUUUCAGGUUGAGAAAUGACUGUUGUGUGUUGCAAAAAAGAGGCCGUGUUUUGUAGUAGUUUUAACUGUCACAUAGAGGAUGACCGCUUCAACCAAAAACCCCAUUCACAGUCCUGCACAGUACUGUACAUCUGCAAGGUCGCUGAGGCUUAAAUGGCAUGCAAUACCUUCGAAACCUUCCUAAACCAUGCACAAAUUUAAAUCAUUUUGUUCUCAGAGAAAUGUUUUUUGGCCUGUAUUUUAGAACUUUUUAUGAAUCCUGCACAUUUUAGUUAACUUUGUCUCAUAAAGAAAACGUUUUUGUUUGAAAAUCUCACCUUAAGUGGAAUCAACAAUUUAAAUCGUGUUUAGAAAUACUGUUAAAGUCCAUGUAAAGGAAAUUCAGUGACUUGCUUUGAUACACAUUAAACAUGUCGUACAUUAAUUAUGGUAUUAGGCUGCUACAACAGUUUUUCAUAAUUUUCAGUAUUUUGGGCAGGUCUGAAAUCAUGGUUCAGUGACACACUGGAGCCAUACUUAGCGUAACAUGGACAUGAACAACAUUCUCCAACAGCUAGGAGGCAGAAUUCUGACUUUUUCUUGUCAGGUCUUGUCAUGAAUAGACACUGACUUCGUGGAGUUGUUAAAUUUAUUUCUUUAUACCAGUCCUAGAUGAGUCAAACCCUAUACAGACAGUGAUACUUGUUGUUGUGCACUAAGACUGCCAAACUGCCUUAGCUGUUCUCAUUGUGAAAUCUUCAGGUUUAUCUGAAGCACUUUUCAAGUUCAUAGUUAAUCCUGUGUUUCAUAUUGUUACUGUUGCAUGCACCCUAGUAAGAGAGUGUUUUAUUAGUUACUGAUUAUUUUGUGCAAACGCAUCUUCAUGACUACUGACACGCUAAAUGAUUAGAGAAUUCAGGUCCACACUGUAACUCACAAACAUGUCAAACCUUUACUGUGAUACACAAAAAUUAGGUUUUGGUAUCAGUAAGUAUGAUCGUAUAUUUGAACAUCAGGUUUUCAGCCAAAAAUACCAGACAUUAAAGAUGUAACCAGAAUCUGUUUUUGCCUGUGGGAUUUCAUUUGCUGUUUGACUCUUUGAAUGCUUCAUUUAAUUUGCCAGCAAAUAAAGCAUGGCUUUCAUGCUUCUGU
Molecule: messenger RNA, 3514 nt
Organism: Scatophagus argus
Lineage: Eukaryota; Metazoa; Chordata; Actinopteri; Scatophagidae
Gene: dnajc18
Product: DnaJ (Hsp40) homolog, subfamily C, member 18
Exons: 8
Coding region: 356-1525 (389 amino acids)
Biological process (GO): cellular response to misfolded protein
Cellular component (GO): endoplasmic reticulum membrane
Molecular function (GO): Hsp70 protein binding
Source: RefSeq, a predicted model, not a curated record